Messenger RNA from Nematostella vectensis (starlet sea anemone), 1974 nucleotides. Its product is annotated as homeobox protein engrailed-like ceh-16. The record is from RefSeq and is a predicted model, not a curated record. Lineage: Eukaryota; Metazoa; Cnidaria; Anthozoa; Actiniaria; Edwardsiidae. Gene Ontology annotation, biological process: regulation of transcription by RNA polymerase II; animal organ development. Gene Ontology annotation, molecular function: RNA polymerase II cis-regulatory region sequence-specific DNA binding; DNA-binding transcription factor activity, RNA polymerase II-specific. The transcript is spliced from 3 exons. Gene Ontology annotation, cellular component: nucleus. Bases 480 to 1283 code for a protein of 267 amino acids.
CUAUUCUAGGGACAAAGCCUGAGUAACAAGCGUGACCAAACAAUAACAACGCCCUUUAUAUUCGAUGGGAAGUAAUUAAUUUGAUAGGGUAGUUAUUGCCCUUGUCUGAAGAGAGAAUCCUAAAACGUGUAGAUUUGUGUGUCGGACAAUCGCGAAUAGCGAAAACGCAUAAAGCACCCCAGCCUAUUGAUAAGAUCAAGUACCAUAAGGAUACCUCAGUAGCUACACGGCUGUUUAUUACGGCCACAGCAGGACCUCUCAUUCGGUAAAAGCGCUCUGGAAUCCUACAGGGCUCUUAUCAAGUAUUAUAACCUCAAAACUUUAUGUCGGUGACUUCACAAGCGAAACUUUGGCCAAGCUCACUUGCUUCGCGCGUCGAAGGUCUGGUAAAACUUUCAGGUUUGCAAGCCAAUUGAAUCAGAUCAAGAAGCAAAAGUCAGACAAGCCUACUACUUAGUAUUUCACCCCAAGGGAAAAAGAUGAGUGAUCCACGGAGCCGAACAAUAUCAGCCUCAGCUGUGCCAUCAAACACCUUCAAUCCUUUACCAGCCUCAUCUGUGCCAUCAAACACCUUCAAUCCUUUAACAGCCUCAUCUGUGCCAUCAAACACCUUCAAUCCUUUACCAGCCUCAUCUGUGCCAUCAAACACCUUCAAUCCUUUAUCAGCCUCAUUUGUGCCAUCAAUCACCUUCAGUCCCUUAUCAUCGUCUUCUACGCCAUCAAGCACCUUCAGUCCCUUCACUAUCGAGCGCCUAUUGUCCAAACAAACACCGAGACUUCAUAAGGAUAUCACUAGACACACGACGCCGACUUCACAUGAUCAAGCUAGCACAGGUACCUGGAUGGCCUGCCCCACUGAUAGGCACGAAAGUAUAGAUGUCUAUCGCAGGCGCAAGCGAAAGCGCGACCCGUCAAAGAAGCGCACGCGCACGGCCUUUACCAACACACAGAUCCGGGAACUCGAGGCCGAAUUCCAGAAAAACAAGUACCUGACGAUCACGCGCAGAGCCGAACUCGCAAACUCCCUCGAGCUCAGCGAUACGCAAAUCAAAAUCUGGUUCCAGAACAGAAGAACGAAGUUGAAAAGGAAGCUAGCGUCGGAAAUGUUAUUUAGCCUUACCCCACCCCCCGCGGGACACUUUUAUCCCUGCCAUCCGAUGCUAGAACCUAGUAACCAGAUACGCCUAGUGCAGGAGCCAUGCAACUGCUGGUAUGCCGCGGGCUCAAUAGGGUAUCCUGUUCUGUAUGAAAGAUAUCAUGCGACUGAGAGAUACAGGAUGUGAUGCUACCAGUUACGGGUAGAAGCAACGGGUAGUAUGAGUUUUCAGCCAUGGAUACAAGUAACAUGGUUUAUGAGCCAUUGGUUCAAGCAAGGCUCCAUUUCGAUAAAUAACAGACAAUUCAAUAUUGAUUUUUCAAUGAACUCUCACAAAAUAACAAAACGUUGGAUAAGUUUAGGAUAAAAAACGAGCACAAGAAUAUCAUGGAUUUGUUUGAAUGAAUUCUCGCAAGUCGUAUUGUGGUGACCCGUCACGUGUUCUACACGUUUGCUUUGUGAAGUGCAGUAGCUUAGGCGCGAGGUUAUCAGCGCCAGUGAAUUAGUGCGGAACUAAUAGCUGGUUGGGGGCUAUGUUGUUUUGACAGUCAAAUACAUUGAACUGAAUACCGGAGACGACGAGACUGCUCCCUCGAGGCUAUUAAAAAAAAAAAAAAAAGAAAGACUCAAACGACAUGCCAUCGAACAAGCAGAACUGCAGGCAGUUACCUGGUAACAAACCUCGUACGAAAAAAAAAAAUUCUAAACAACCUCUGUUUUAUAAGAAACUCUUUUAUAAGAACGUCCAGCGUAAGAUUCCAUCAAAUUAAGAACAUGCUUUAAAAAUGUCGAAACUAGAAUAGCAGCAAUAUAUUGUUUUGUGUGUGAUGCAUUCUAAAAUGUAGAAUCAAAAUAUAAUUGUGUUCCUAUAACUUAAA